Messenger RNA from Bipolaris maydis ATCC 48331, 1201 nucleotides. RefSeq lists its product as uncharacterized. NCBI's taxonomy places the organism in Eukaryota, Fungi, Ascomycota, Dothideomycetes, Pleosporales, Pleosporaceae. Gene Ontology annotation, molecular function: oxidoreductase activity, acting on the CH-OH group of donors, NAD or NADP as acceptor. The record is from RefSeq and is a predicted model, not a curated record.
AUGCCUAGCAAGUCCCUGGUGACAGGAGCGAGUGGCUACAUCGCAAGCCACUUGGUAAAGCAGCUCCUUGAGCUCGGUGAUACUGUGAACGCAACAGUACGCGACUUGAAGAAUGAGAAGAAGAUCAACCAUCUACUUAAGAUGCAGAAGAAGUGGCCUGGAAAACUGAAUCUGUUUGAAGCAGACCUCAAUGUUGCAGGAUCGUUUGAUGCAGCAGCGCAGGACUGUGUAACAGUCUAUCAUGUCGCAUCACCUUUUUUGAUGGAAGAGCAAAUCAAAAAUGCCGAGAAAGAAGUAAUCGAGCCUGCUCUACAAGGUACACGCAAUGUUAUAGCCGCAGUCGAACGGAACACGAGUGUUGAGUCGGUCAUUAUGACUUCAACUGUUGGAGCGAUCUUUGGCGACUACGCCGAUGUGCUGAGAAUGGAUAAAAACACCUUAGCUGAGAAAUAUUACAACACCACUAGCUCUGCUACGCACAACGCUUACCACUAUUCAAAGACAAUAGCCGAACAAGAGGCAUGGACAUUGUACGAGGCUCAAGCAAAGAAGAGAUGGAAGCUAGUCACAAUCAACCCAGGUUUGGUGCUGGGACCGUCACUCUCGCCCAGCUCUGACUCUGGAAGUUUGUUCCUUCUGGACGAGCUGAUGAGAGGGAAGUUGUGGUUUGGGGUUCCAAACCUCUGGUUCACUACAGUCGAUGUGCGUGAAGUUGCCCAGGCGCACAUAAGAGCCGCACAAAUCGCAACGACAAAUGGCCGAUACAUUGUCGCACACCAAAACAUGACAAGUUUUAAGGAAAUAUCUCUCCUUGUGCGUAAUCACUGCUCAGCCUCGUUUCGUAUACCGCGGCAUGAGAUUCCGAGAACAAUCACUAGAAUUAUAGGGCCAUUGUUUGGGCUGACUCAGAAAUGGAUGUCAUUAAAUCUGGGAAUUAAGUUCGUGGUCGACAAUAAGAGAAGUGUGACAGAGUUGGGUAUCGUAUAUCGGCCUUUGCAGGAAACUGUAAUGGAUCAUUAUAAAUGUUGGGAGGCUUCGGUCCUCUAAGAUACAUGUGUUGAGAAGAACUCCGAACAGCUAAAAAUCCCCGACAGCUGUCGCUCGUGGUACAAUUGACAAACAGCAGCACAAGAAUACCCACCAUAGUUCUAGCGAAGACUUCUGUGUGCUUUGUUAAUUAUGUGGGUUGCUGUGGAAUCUU